Messenger RNA from Colletotrichum truncatum, 1059 nucleotides. RefSeq names its product GNAT family acetyltransferase. Gene Ontology annotation, biological process: mitotic sister chromatid cohesion. Lineage: Eukaryota; Fungi; Ascomycota; Sordariomycetes; Glomerellales; Glomerellaceae. Gene Ontology annotation, cellular component: NatA complex. The record is from RefSeq and is a predicted model, not a curated record. Gene Ontology annotation, molecular function: N-acetyltransferase activity.
AUGUCCCUCCCGCAAACCACGAUGAAGCCUACGCAACCAUCUAUAAAGUCCUUCUUCCAACCACGACAACAACCUUCCUACGCACCUCCACCCGCGUCAUCAAAGUUUACAGCUGCGCCAGGAGCUGCCUCUUCUGCCCCUCCUCCCCCCGCAUCGAAUCAGCCCCCCACUACGACAACAUCUCCCACGACGACCUCACCACCACCCGUCGCCUCGGUCUCCCUCCAUCCCCAAGCCUCGAUCCGCCCUGUUGACGAUGCAGAUCUCCAACCCCUCAAACGCAUAAAUUCCCUUCUCCUCCCGGUUGCCUACCCCGAGACGUUCUACGCUGCAGCUCUCACAGGCGACUUCUCGCGUGUAAUAACCUGGACCGACAGCGGCGCUACGCAGGUAGUUGGCGGUGUCGUAUCCCGCAUUGAGCCUUCCCCAUUCCCGCCGUCGUCUUCGACACCGGAGCACGCCCUCUACAUUCAGAGCCUGGCGCUGCUCUCGCCAUACCGUACACACGGCCUCGCGACAGCUACCAUCGACCACCUCGUCUCAGCCGCAUCCUCCACGCCGGGGGUGAACCUCCGUCACAUUUACGCGCAUGUCUGGACCGACAACGAGGAAGGUAUCAGGUGGUACACCGCCCGCGGCUUCGAGAAGUACGGCGACGAGCUGAAGGGGUAUUACAUCAAGCUUCGACCAGACUCCGCCUUCAUUGUUCGCCGCGCCGUGGGGCCCUUGUCUCUGUCCGCCGGAGCCCAAGUAUCCUCCACCACAAUGACGCCAGCCGCUGGGCCGACCGCCGCCGUCGCGAACCUCCCACCCAUGAACCAUAACAAGAAGGCUAGCCCGCCACCCAGCGCAGCGAACGGGAUCUCGCGGGCGCCCUCUGGCGAGUCCUUCCAGAACCGUCGUGCAGAGACGGAAUGGAACGAUUUGCCCGCCGACAUGGCGCCUUCCAUGCUCGCUCCGCCACGGAAUAGUGGCGGAUCUGGAGCGAGUUCGCGCAGCAGCUCGACGGCGAGGAAGAAGAAGGACCGCUCGUACCCUGCCGCUGCCUUUGGUAGUUAG